AAACGUGAACUAAGAAGACAAAAAAAAUAUUUCUCAAUUCUUAAAAAAAAAUUAUUUCAACAUUCUUUAGUUAUAAGAGAGUUUUAAUAACAAUAAAUAGUUAAAAUGGAAGCAACAGAAAAUAAAGACAAAGAAGCACUAAAAAGAAACUAUGGAAAGAUCAUUUUAACGCUAGAAAAUGCGAUAUUAUCAUCCGAGAAAUUAGAAGCUUCGACAGUGAGUCAACAAGAUGGUUUAUCAAAAGAUAUCGAGUUAGAUCUUCGUAUUCUCGGAUGUGAACUUAUACAAACAGCAGGAAUCUUACUAAAAUUACCACAAGUCGCCAUGGCAUCAGGACAAGUUCUUUUCCAAAGAUUCUUCUAUUCCAAGUCAUUUGUCCGUCACGAUAUGGAAGCAAUUGCAAUGGGUUGUAUCUGUCUAGCAUCGAAGAUUGAAGAAGCACCGAGAAGACUUCGUGACGUUCUGAAUGUAUUCAAUCACAUCAAACAAAUUCGUAAGAUGCUAUGCAUUAUCAUGCCAAUUACUCCGAUGAUCCUCGACCAGAACUACGUGAAUCUUAAAAAUCAAGUGAUAAAAGCUGAGAGAAGAGUGCUAAAGGAAUUGGGCUUCUGUGUUCACGUUAAGCAUCCACAUAAACUCAUCAUGGUUUAUCUGAAAUAUUUGAAUUUUGACGAAGAUAAAAAUCGUGAAAUGCUUCAACUUGCCUGGAACUACAUGAACGAUUCCUUUCGAACGGAUGUCUUUGUACGAUAUCAGCCUGAGACAAUAGCCUGCGCUUGCAUUUCAUUGUCAGCACGUAAACUCAACAUAAAUUUGACAACUUCACCGUCAUGGUUUGUGAUAUUUAAAGUGCAAGAAUGUGAUUUGAUUGACGCAUGUUAUCGAAUUAUGGAGCUUUAUCAUCGAGGGAAGCCAGACACAGAAAAGCUGGAAGCAGCUGUCGAUGAACUUAAGAAACAAUAUCAGGAUCAAAGGAAGAAGGAACAUCGUAAUAAUUCAUCUCCAGCUGUAACCAUUGUUGAUAAAACCAACGGAUCAUCUCACAAUAUGUGGGGCGGUUUCAUCCAACGUCAAGUGCCAUCAAUAAAUUCAUCAAAUGCAGAUGAAAAGACAGAAUCGAAGCAAAAGUUGGAAGGAAAGUCUGUAAGCAGUACAAACAUAAAUAACAAUCACAAUGAACGACAUUCAUCGAAAGGACGUUCAAGAUCACAAAGUCGAACGAGAAAUUCGAGAUCACGAUCAAGGUCAUCGGAUCGACAUGCAAAGAAGAAAGAUCGCACUAAAAAACGUUCACAUUCGCGAUCACCUGAAUCAGAUUAUGAGAAGAAAAGUAGAAAAAGAGAUAAAAAAUACAGCAAGAAAUCACCGAAACGCGAUUAUCGUGAGAAGUCACGCGAACGAUAUUCGAAUGGUAGUCGAAGGCGUGAUUACGCUAAUGAUCGAGACAAGGAACGUUACUCGGACAAAGAAUAUUACAGCGGUUACAACUAUGAAAAGGAUAAAUAUAGCAGCAGUAACCACUCAUCACGCAAUGGCAACCGACAUCAUCAUAAAUCUAGGAGAUAAAGAUUCAACUUCACCCACGCCACAUUUCUCUGUCUUUCAACUUUUCGUUUUUGUUUUCCUCUAUUCAUCCCACGUAAUUAAAUCCAUUAAUGAAAUCCAGUCUAAGAGAAAUGUUUUUCAUCUUAUCUAAUUAUUUUUCGAUAAUCAAUUAAAUAAACGAAAAAGAAACAGGUGAAGAUAAAAAAUGUAAUAUUUUUAAGAAAACAUUUUCUCUUGUUUUACUUUUUCUUCUCAUGAAAAAUCUUCAGAAAAAAAAACUGAAAUAAAACAUGAAAAGCUUAAAAACAA
Clunio marinus is the source of this 1854-nucleotide messenger RNA. Lineage: Eukaryota; Metazoa; Arthropoda; Insecta; Diptera; Chironomidae. The record is from the annotation of a GenBank genome assembly.